Molecule: messenger RNA, 6961 nt
Organism: Salmo salar (Atlantic salmon)
Lineage: Eukaryota; Metazoa; Chordata; Actinopteri; Salmoniformes; Salmonidae
Product: attractin-like protein 1
Cellular component (GO): Golgi apparatus
Molecular function (GO): protein binding
Source: RefSeq, a predicted model, not a curated record
AAGUACAGGGGGUUCUUGUUAAAAAUGGUAAGGGUUAAGGUUAGUGUAUGGUUAGGGUAGGGGUUAAGGUUAGAGUUUAGGGCACAGGCGUCCCAAGGAUCUCGGAUAGGGCUAACCAGUACAGGGACAACAGCGCGCAUUCGUGUACUGUCUCUUUAAAUGCGUAAUUUUGCUCUGCUCAUGCUCGGAGCUUUGUCCAGGAGUUUCCCUGUCGAAAACCAGCUGUGCGAUUAUCAUCACGUGAGGAGGGGAGUCGUGUUGUUAUUCAUCGGUGAAUAUCGCUUUCUCUGACAAGGAUUACAAUAAUUUUUAUGCAAAUAAGCGUCAUUAUCUUCAGUGAAGGGGUCUAAACUGAAAGUGGGAAAAAGCGGAACGGAGAACGGUCAACUUGAUCUAUUUGUCGGGGUUGCUGCAUUCUCCACCGCAGCGAACAACAUCCACAACCGACUCUUGCAAUGGAAAUUGGGAUCCAGAACUAACAUCCCAGGAUCAAUCCUGUGACCUUUUAUUUUCUUCCAGUUUUUCGGGAAGCAUUAGGAUGGUGAACUUGAAAAUUGCUUGGAAAAUACUUAAUUUAGAAUACAACUUAGAAAAUACACCGAUUUUCUUUGGUUUUUAAAAUGGCUUCUUAGCCUCUGGGAAUAACGCUGUGAGCAUUCAUUAACGUUAGUUCAAGAAAGUUUAAUAGGAGUGCAUAAAGUCAGUGCACAUUUGCAGGCUUUGUUGUCUGAUGAGAGAUGCUUUAGUUGCGGGACUCCAGCAAUAUGCUCAGACUCAGCUAUGCUUCUAUAGCCAAUAAAUAAGCCAAUUUGAAUGUUUGAGUGUAUUUAGCUUCAUGGCUAGGCUAUCCCACGCCUACACCAAACCUUUGCUUACAAAGUAUUUAUUACCGAUAAGUGACAUUUUAAUUGAAUCACUCAAUCUGUGAAUAAGGGAGUCUUAACCAGAAAAGGAGACCUUUACCUGUUUCUAAAGUAAAAUGGGAGGGGACUGCCGAGGAAUGCAUCUAUGCACAUGGACUAGAUAUCCAAAUAUGCGACUCCAGGACAUCAAAAUAUAUUUAGGGGCAUUCCUUAUGCUGUACUUGGUGUUUUACACCGAAGCCACAGUCUCCAAGUCCUGUGAUAAAAAUUGCUUUUCUGGGAAAUGCAUCAAUGGAACUUGCGUCUGUGACCAAGGAUGGGUUGGAGCCCAGUGUCAACACUGUCAGGGAAGAUUCAAGUUAACAGAGCCAUCAGGUUCCCUCACAGAUGGACCAAUCAACUACAAGUACAAGACUAAGUGCACCUGGCUGAUCGAGGGCUACCCAAACGCUGUGCUCAGGUUGCGCUUCAACCAUUUUGCCACGGAAUGUAGCUGGGACCACGUGUACGUCUACGAUGGAGACUCCAUCUAUGCACCUCUGGUUGCAGUAUUCAGCGGUCUUGUUGUCCCGGAAACGAGAGGGAAUGAGACUGUUCCGGAAGUGGUAGCCACCUCUGGAUAUGCACUGUUGCACUUUUUCAGUGACGCUGCCUACAACCUGACUGGAUUCCACAUCUCUUACUCGGUCAACUCGUGCCCCAAUAAUUGCUCCAGUCAUGGGAAGUGCAGCACGGGAAACUCCAUCGCCAGCCGGGUGUACUGCGAGUGUGAGAAGUACUGGAAGGGCGAGGCCUGUGACAUCCCCUACUGCAGGAACAACUGUGGCAGCCCCGACCAGGGCUACUGUGACCUUACUGGGGAGAAGAGCUGUGUCUGCAACGACAGCUGGCAAGGUCCAGACUGUGCUCUGUCAGUGCCAUCCACCGAGUCUUACUGGGUGAUGUCUAACGUAAAGCCCUUCAGCCAGUCCCUGGGCAGGGCCUCCCACAAGGCUGUGGUCCAUGGGAAACUCAUGUGGGUCAUCGGAGGAUACAGCUUCAACUUCAGCUCCUUCCACAUGGUGCUCAAUUAUAAUCUGGAAAGCAGCACUUGGGACGUGGUGCCGAUCAAUAGUGGUCCUCUGCAGAGAUACGGCCAUUCUCUGGCUCUCUACCAGGACGACAUCUACAUGUAUGGGGGGAAGCUGGAGGCUGGUUCAGGCAACGUGACAGACGAGCUGUGGGUCUUCAACAUCCCUAGUCGUACUUGGUCCCUGAAGAACCCCAGCAGCCUGGUCCAGGGACAGCCCUACGCCGUGGAGGGUCACUCCGCCCACCUGGCUGAACUGACCAAUGGGGAUGUGGUGAUGGUGGUUCUCUUCGGCUACUCCCCCGUGUACAGCUACAUCAGCAAAGUGCAGGAGUACAACAUCAGGACAAACUCCUGGCAGGUCCCUGAGACCAACGGGGCCAUCGUCCAGGGUGGCUAUGGCCACAGCAGUGUUUAUGACAGCUCCAGCAGGUGCGUGUACGUCCACGGGGGCUACAAGGCCCUGCCUGCCAACAAGUAUGGCCUGGUGGACGAGCUGUAUCGCUAUGAGGUCCAGACACAGACCUGGAUGAUCCUGAGAGAGAGUGGUCUGGCGCGGUACCUCCACACAGCAGUGCUGAGCAGUGGGACUCUGCUGGUGUUUGGAGGAAACACCCACAACGACACGUCCCUCAGUAACGGAGCCAAGUGCUUCUCUGCUGACUUCCUGGCCUACGACAUGGCUUGUGAUGAAUGGAAAGUCCUGCCCAGACCAGAUCUCCACCGUGACGUCAACCGCUUUGGCCACACCUCUGUCGUCAGCAAUGGGUCUAUGUAUGUGUUUGGAGGUUUCUCUGGUGUGCUGCUGAAUGACGUGCUGGUCUACACCCCUCCCAGCUGCCAGGCCUUCAGUGAGGAGCAGCGCUGUGCCAACGCCGGCCCUGGCAUCCGCUGUGUCUGGCUUAGGGACCACUGUGUCCCCUGGGACACCAGCCAUGCCAACGGCAGCGUGGCUGUUCCCUUCUGCCCUCCACGCACCAACAGUGCAGCCGAGAGAUGCUACAGGUUCUCCGACUGCGUCAGCUGCACAGCCAACACCAACGGCUGCCAGUGGUGUGAAGACAAGAAGUGCAUCUCUGCCUCCAACAACUGCACUGUGCUGACCCUGGAGCUAGCGCAGCAGCAUAGAGGUCCUCUGUCCCUGGCCCCUCCCCCUUCCAUGCUGUCUGAUCACCAGCUCUCUGUGUGGAAGCAAGGGGCCAAGAGGAUGGGACAUUCUGUGAGGAACUUCACCAAAUGCCAUGUGAGGAAUGAACAGAUCUGCAGCAAGCUGGUCAACUGUAAGAGCUGCUCCCUCAACCUCAACUGUCAAUGGGAGCUCCAGCAACAGGAGUGCCAUGCCAUCCCUGCUCAGCUCUGUGGAGAAGGCUGGCACCAUGUAGGGGAGGCCUGCCUGAGGAUCAACUCCAGCAGGGAGAGCUAUGACAACGCCCAGCACUACUGUAAGAACCUGGACGGGAACAUAGCCUCCCUCACCACCCCCAAGCAGGUGGACUUUAUACUGGACGAGCUGCAGAAGUACCAGCUACAGGAGAAGAAGAUAGCUCCGUGGGUGGGCCUGAGAAAGAUCAACAUCUCGUACUGGGGCUGGGAGGACAUGUCUCCCUUCACCAACUCCUCUCUGCAGUGGCUGACUGGAGAGCCCAGCGACUCAGGCUUCUGUGCCUACCUGGAGAGGGCAGAGGUGGCAGGGCUCAAGGCCAACCCCUGCACCGCCACCACCGACGGACUCAUCUGUGAAAAACCAGUCGUGAGCCCCAACCAGAGUGCCCGUCCAUGUAAGACGCCUUGCUCACUGCGCACCACCUGUGCCAACUGCACCAGCCAGGCCAUGGAGUGUAUGUGGUGCAGCAGCACCCAGCGAUGUGUGGACUCCAACGCCUACGUCAUCUCCUUCCCCUACGGACAGUGUCUGGAGUGGCAGACUGGAGACUGCGCCUCUCAGAACUGUUCGGGCCUGAGGACGUGUGGCCAGUGUUUGGAUCAGGCAGAGUGUGGCUGGUGUGGAGACCCCACUAACACAGGGAAGGGCCAGUGUAUGGAGGGGUCAUACCGCGGGCCCAUGAAGAGCCCCUCCAGACAGCCCAGAGACAGGGAGAGGGACAGAGACAUGGUGCUGGAGCUCGGUCUGUGCCCCAGAGAUAAAGGGUUUGACUGGGCCUACAUCCACUGCCCUGCUUGUCAGUGUAACGGCCACAGUACGUGUGUGAACGGCAGUGCUUGUGAGCAGUGCAGGAACUUGACCACCGGACCGCAGUGCCAGACCUGCAUGCCUGGUUACCAUGGCGACCCCACUAACGGCGGGAAGUGCCAGGCCUGCAAGUGCAACGGACAUGCCAAUCUGUGCCAGGUGUCAACAGGGAAGUGCUACUGCCAAACCAAGGGAAUCAAGGGAGACCAGUGCCAGCUUUGCGACUCCGAGAACCGUUACCUUGGCAACCCCCUCAGAGGAACGUGUUACUAUAACCUGCUGAUUGACUACCAGUUCACCUUCAGCCUUCUCCAGGAGGAUGACCACCACUACACCGCCAUCAACUUCAUGGCCACUCCUGAACAGAGCAACAAGAACCUGGACAUGUCCAUCAAUGCGUCCAACAACUUCAACCUCAACAUCACCUGGUCUAUUGGCUCAACAGCUGGCACCAUCUCUGGCGAGGAGGUGCCCAUCGUGUCCAAGACCAAUAUCCAGGAACACAGAGAUAGCUUCUCCUGUGAGAAGUUCAACUUCCGGGUCAACUCCAACAUCACCUUCUAUGUCUAUGUCAGCAACUUCUCCUGGCCUAUCAAGAUCCAGAUCGCCUUCUCCCAGCACAACAGCAUCAUGGACCUGGUGCAGUUUUUCGUCACCUUUUUCAGCUGUUUCCUGUCCCUUUUGCUGGUGGCGGCAGUGGUGUGGAAGGUCAAACAGACGUGCUGGGCGUCCAGGAGGAGAGAGCAGCUCAUGCGGGAGCGACAGCAGAUGGCCAGCCGUCCCUUUGCCUCGAUUGCUGUGGCGCUGGAUGUAGGUGUCGACCAGGAACAGGAAGAGCUGCUGCAGGGGCUGGUGGAGGGUGUGCCCAAGCCUAUAGCAGUGGAGCCAUGUUGGGGGAGCAGGGCCGGCGUACUGACCGUCCUCAUGUGUCUGCCCAGAGUCCCUUCAGGAAUACCUCCACCUGGCCAGUCUGGCAUUGCCAUCGCCAGUGCCCUGAUCGACACCUCACAGCAGAAACCUGGAGACUUCAGAGACAAGUACCAUGGCCUGAAGAACCGCAAACCGCACGCAGUAACGCAUCAGGGGACCUGUGUUUGAACCGCCUGACCAAAAGGGGAGCCUGAAUACACCUGAAAGGACCGCAAACGCCUCUGUUUUCUGACAAGUUGUUGCUCUCUUUUUACCCGUCUCUCAACAGCACGGCGUGCUGAAGUGAACCUGAUGAUAACGGAAGCCCUUUAUUGUGACGUUGAGUGUCCGCUACGUGUGCCUCCUCACCUCCACACUCUGUAAUGGAGUUUAUCCAGAGUGACUUGUCUGCUCCCUGGUUGGGUCUCUGCCCAGCCCAGCUGGGGGGUUCUGCACAUCCCAUUGGCUCUCAGCCAGGAAGUUUGUAGUCUGCACUUCCUCCCUGUGGAUACAUCUCCUUAAGAGUUUAGGAGGAGCAGGUCGCCACUUGAGGUUUGACUGUCAUGUGACGUGAGUCUGAAAGAACAAUGCCAAGGGCCUCUUGCUGGUGAGAUAUGUGCUCAUUUUGAUACAAAGACAUUAGAGAGAAAAAAAGCUCCCUCGUGUUUUCUGUUGUGUUUUCUUUUAAUGUAUGGUCUGCCCAAUUUCAAUCCAUGCUAAAUAAACAGAGCAGCCUAUGGGUCUAGAAUAACUUGACUUGACUAUAUGAUGGCCUCACUCUGAGUUAGAAUAUCCUGUGCUGAAAGACGGUUCUGCACUGAGUUCCUCACAGUAUGCACCAAGAGCCUUGACUUAGCCUACCAGCAGUAGAGUAUGUCACGGGCCAAUGAAGAAGUUGGAUGCAAAGAACAGCAAAAAAAGAAAGAAAACUUGUAUAUCAGAAACGAAACCUGCCUGUGUUUAUUAUGUUAAGGUCAUUGUCAAAGCGCAAUGGCAUAACAUGUAUUCUGGCAUUCAAAUGCAUGUCCUUUCCAUGUUUCAUAGCUGUGAUGUUUCAACAUAUUUCUCAUUAUCUGUCAACACAUAUCCUUUAUACAUAUCAAGGUUUAUUUAAUUAUAGAUUUAGAAUAUAAAAUACUAUUUUAAUUACUACUCAUAUUGUUUUAUUUUGCCAUCUUUUAUUGUGAAUGAUUGUGUUUCUAAUGAAAUGAUGAAGACAAUACGAUCAUAAAAGGUACUUAGUUAUAACGUUUUCUUGUACAGUAUGUUAAUAAUAAAAAAUAAUAAAACAAAUAAUAUUAAUUUAACCUCAUCCAGGACCAUUAAUUUGUUUUACACACUUACUCAGCUACAAUCAUGCAACUCGAUUCAGCCUAUAACAUUCUCAGGCCCUGUUCCAAAUUGCUACAUUCAUUUCCUUUCCUACUCUCUGGGAUUACUUCAAGUAAGAGAGGAAGGAAGCAUGAAUUUUUUCUAAGUAUUGGAAGAUAACCUCAGUCAGGGUGUGGGUCCUGUGGGUCCUUCAUCCCACAGUAUCAUAUGAAGAAAUCUUUUUUUGUUUCCAUUUUUAGAUUUCUUUUACUUAUUUUUGGCAUUUGGACAGUUUGACUGUUUUCUCUGUAUCACUUUGAAGUUCAUUGUGUUUACACUUUUAUCCGAAGCAUCCCAUGUUCUGUCGCAUUUUGUUCUGUCUUGUAAAUCAUUGUAAACGUAACCUAAUAAAUGGUUUACGCUUUUAAAUGUACAUAAGAAAUGUAUAAAUGUGAGAAAUCUGAUGUUUUCCGUUUAGGUGAACACUACAUGUAAUGUAUCUUACACCGAUCUGUUGAAAUGUGUAUGAAUGAAGAGCUGCUCACCUCAUUAUUUUCUUCAUAUGGGCAUAUUGUGUAAAGUUACAAAUAAACAUUUUGAUGCUUCUUCAUACUGUAA